Molecule: messenger RNA, 828 nt
Organism: Rhinopithecus roxellana (golden snub-nosed monkey)
Lineage: Eukaryota; Metazoa; Chordata; Mammalia; Primates; Cercopithecidae
Gene: C3H5orf60
Product: chromosome 3 C5orf60 homolog
Source: RefSeq, a predicted model, not a curated record
AUGCCCAGGGCUCAGUAGCCUGAGGACAGCAGUGCAGCUGACAUGGAUAUUCUCUUUCCUCUGAGUGUUAUUGAUACAGAGCUGUGCCCCAGCCCUGUUCCCCAGAUCAUCCAUCUCAUCCUCUUCGUUGGGUUUAGCCUGGUGUUCCUCAUCAUCUUAAGCCCCUACUUUCCCAGGGAGCCGUCCUCAGUGCCUCCCAGAGAGGAGAACAGCGAGAACGAUCAAGGUGAAGUGGGGGAAUGGCUCAGGAUCGGAAAUAAAUAUAUCACCUGGAAAGAUUGCAGAAGUCUCUUGAAAGAAUUGGAGAACCUUGAGUUCUACACUUUCCUGUCGAAAAAGUGCCUGAGGAAGCUCCUUGUUGAGGGCAGCUCCCAUCACCUUCCACGCCAAGCCCGCUCGGGGUCAGUGUACAAACGAACGUCUGUGAGGAACCACCGGCCACGUGGGGGACGUGGGAAAGCUUCUCCCACCAGAUUCCAUGUGUCCCCGCGGGCUCCCCCGGCUCCUCUGGCCUCCGCGCCGUCAUCAGUCCUGAAGACCUCUGUAGGGUCCUUUGAGUCUCUGUCAUCCCUGAGCUCCUCCAAGCCACCAGAGCCUUUGCAUCCCCUGAAGCAGCCUUCACACCAGCCACCUGUGAGCACCCUAUCACCAAACAUGACCACCUCCGCAGAAUCCUUGGGGGAGACCCCGCAUGAGGGCAGGUGGAGGCAGGGACCCCUCUUCCCUCAGCUUGGAUGUGCCAACACUGCUGGACGCACAAGACACCAAAAUCCCAGACACUCCCAUGGACACGGCAUCGACAUCCAGGAACAAUUGGGAAUCUCCUGA